Molecule: messenger RNA, 2165 nt
Organism: Canariomyces notabilis
Lineage: Eukaryota; Fungi; Ascomycota; Sordariomycetes; Sordariales; Chaetomiaceae
Exons: 2
Coding region: 321-1775 (484 amino acids)
Biological process (GO): DNA replication-dependent chromatin assembly; CENP-A containing chromatin assembly
Cellular component (GO): nucleoplasm
Molecular function (GO): histone binding
Source: RefSeq, a predicted model, not a curated record
CAAAAGAUCCCCUUGGGAAUCGAGAAAGAGCUCGGCUUAUCCACACUCGAACACUUAACGCGUAACUAAGGUGACCUCAUUGGGAGAGAACCAAUGAGACGCGUCUGUGAUGUGGGCUGACCUGCGCGUCAGAAGCUCUUUGCAUCGCAGCUUCAAGUUUCCGACACCAACCAGCUCUCUUCUCACCGACGCCGCUGAACCAAAUUGAAUACCAGCCCUUACCUCCAAAUUCAACCAUCACAUUCCCACCCAAAAAACAAUAUUGAAACCCAUUGUCACCCGCCACGCAACUUGGCCCAUAAACCUGGAUAUUAGCAGCAAUGGCGACACCCACCCCGUCAACCGGUCCGGGGACUCCUCUCAAUCUCGAUCCAGAGCAGGCCGCGCUUAGCCUCAAGGUGUCGCUCGCCGAUCUCUCGGCCAAGGCGACGGCGCUGUAUGCUCACAAGCAGUAUGAGGACGCCGCCGAAGUGUACGCCCAGGCCGCCGAGAUGCAGGCAGAGAUGAACGGCGAAAUGAACCCCGAGAACGCCGAGAUCCUGUUUCUUUACGGACGCGCUCUGUUCAAGGUCGGUCAGAGCAAGAGCGACGUGUUGGGCGGAAAGGCCCCCGAGGCGAAGAAACAGCCAAAGCCGAAAGCCGCCAAGAAGGAGAAAACUGCCAAUGGGAGCAAUGCCUCGACUGCGCAAGCUGGAAAGAACGGCGCGGAAGCAAGCGAGAGUUUGCCAGCUGCUGCGAUCGCCGAGACAGAGACCAAGGUUGGCGAGGCCAUUGCGGAGGCGGCGGCCAAGGAGAUAUUGAAGAAGGAGACGGAUGCGCCCAGCGCCAAGCAGAAGACCCUGUUCCAAUUCGAGGGGGACGAGAACUUUGUCAACUCGGAGGAAGAGGAGGAGGAGGGAGAGGAAGGCGAGGGCGAGGAUGAAGAGGAGGACGACGAUCUUGCCAAUGCCUUCGAGAUCCUUGACCUGGCCCGCGUGCUCUUCAACAAGCGGCUGGAGUCUGCACUGGCCGAGGAGGAAGCGCAACAAGGCAAAGGCAAAGAGGUUGCUGAAGGUGGAGGCGACUCGGCCAUCAUCAAGCACAUCAAGGAGCGUCUGGCCGACACGCACGAUCUCCUCGCAGAAAUUUCGCUCGAAAACGAGAGGUAUCCCAACGCAAUCACCGAUUCCCGCGCCUCUCUCAAGUACAAGGAGGAGUUGUACCCGUUCGAGUCCGAGAUCAUCGCCGAAGCGCACUUCAAGCUCUCCCUAGCCCUCGAGUUCGCCUCCAUGACCAAGUCCUCCGACGACUCAGCAGCAGACACAGCAGCAGCAGCAGCAGGAGGAGGAGGAGGAGGAGGAGAAACCAUCGACCAAUCCCUCCGCGACGAGGCCGCGGCCGAGCUCGAGGCGGCCAUCAACAGCACCAAGCAGAAGCUGCACAACAAGGAGGUUGAGCUCGCCACGCUGCACGGCCCGCCCGAGGACACCGAGGCCACGCGCCAGCAGAUUGCCGACGUCAAGGAGGUGCUCGCCGACAUGGAGCAUCGCCUCGUCGAGCUGCGCAAGCCGCCCCUUGAUCUGAACUCGGCCCUGGGCAUCCCAGCAGCAGCAGCCUCUGGCUCGUCCUUUGCUGGUGCUGGUGCUGGAGAGCCAGAGAAGAAGGCUAAAGAUGCGACUGACCUCACGAACCUCGUCCGCAAGAAGCGCAAGGCUGAGGAUGAUAAGCCUGCUGGUGCCCCUGUCGUGGAGCCGAAGAAGGUGAGGGAAGAAGGGGAGGGUGCGGAUGAUCGCUAAACAGUUUACCCCUGGUCCAUGAUUGGGGUUAAGCCGGAGGGUUGUAAAAAAGCUGUGAUAUGGUGGUCAAAGGAAAAGGAAAGAAGGACGUUCCUCCGGGAGGAUGGCGGCAUGAUAGGCAUGCACGUGUUGUAUGAAUAGGCUUUCUUUCCUUGACCGUCUGUCUUCAUUAUCUUCUUGUAAGGGGCGGCGUACUGUUGUGGAUCUGGAUUGCGGUGUUUUCCUGCGGGCCAGCAGGAAACGAGCUUGUUUGCUCGACAAGAUAAGGAAGUAUGAAUUUGGGACAAGAGUCAAAAGAACCUCCAAUUGCUUUUGACAUUCAAACGUCUGGGUAUUAAAUGCUAUCCAGCUCUGUUGAGCUUUGCUGUAUUUUUGUCACUAUUGUCAUGC